This is a messenger RNA of Nothobranchius furzeri (turquoise killifish), 5875 nucleotides long. It is a transcript of the gene wtip, whose product is annotated as WT1 interacting protein. Gene Ontology annotation, cellular component: nucleus; transcription regulator complex; P-body. Gene Ontology annotation, molecular function: transcription corepressor activity. The record is from RefSeq and is a predicted model, not a curated record. NCBI's taxonomy places the organism in Eukaryota, Metazoa, Chordata, Actinopteri, Cyprinodontiformes, Nothobranchiidae. Gene Ontology annotation, biological process: cytoskeleton organization; negative regulation of hippo signaling; regulation of DNA-templated transcription.
CAGAGCCGACAGCCCCUUGCUGAGUUGGUCGCAAUCAUUGUUUCUCUGCAGCAUUAACCACAUUCCAGAGGGGCGCAGCGCAUCCCGUCUUCCUCCCCGCAUUCCUUUCAGGGAAACGAGUCCCUGACUCCAAACGGGCUUUUGUCGGAGUUCUGCCGCUCCGGUUCGGCUGGGAUCGGUGAAAACCACACAAGCAGCCGCUCUGCGUUUAUUCAGCCUGGUUAGUUUGCGCCAAAGCGGCUCUGGGGCAGAACUAGGGAGAAAGCCAACAAGGAGAAAUUCCUCCGCGCAGCGCGCCAUUGACUGUAAAGACCUUUCAACUUAACAAAAACUGAAGUUGACAAACGUAUCGCUGUCGGCUGAAACUGUGAGAAAGAGUUUUUUUUUUUUGUUGUUGGCGGAGGGAGGGAAGCAGAGGGGAACGAUGCGGCUCUCGGCGCAGAUUUGCGGCUCCGCCGCUGCUUUGGCGUGAAGGAGCGACGGCGGCGUUUUGUUUUGAUUUCCAUGUGAAACACAAUUAGUGCUCCGCGGUGUGAGCGCAGCGCACUCUCAACUUGUCCCUCUUCUAUGGAGCACUACCAGGGGGAGCUGGAGCUCCGGGCCGCCGCGCUGAUGGACGACCUCUCCCUGUACGACGCCUACAAAGACGGGAUGUUCAGCACGAGGAGGGACCUGGUGAUCAACCCAGAUCUGGACUUCUCCACUCCGGCGGGCGCGGACCUGAAGACCAAGCCGAUGAAUGGCACCGCUGUGCUCCACCAGCAGCAUCACACCGUGGAGAAUUUCACAACCGGGAAUAAAGUGUACAUGGCGGCUCCCGUGCGUCCCGUGAACUGCAGCCGGACGGUACCGGUGGAUUUCUGCGCCCCUCAGAGAGACGCUGCGUACAGCGAGGAGGGCUGCUGCACCAAAUCCGAGGUGGCGCUGCCCUGCUACUCUGGCACCUCCGAGAGGCACAGGAGGUACUCUCUGGAGGUGCAGGGCCACAGGUAUAGCACCGGCUCCACCUUUGACGGCGUGCCCAUCAGCAAAGCAGUGCCUCUGCCCGGCAACAGGUGCAACAGCGUCUGCUUAACCAGCAGCCACGACGGGAGGUACAACGCCGCCAGCCCCCGCUCCAGCCUGGCAUCCUCCCAGGAGCAGAGCAAGCACGCCAGCCCACGGUCCAGCAUCAGCAGCCCGCGCACGAGCCUGGUGGUACCGGGUCAGGACAGGUACACGAGCCCCAGGUCCAGCCUGGUUCACUGUGAGGGCAACAGUGUCCUCAGCCCGCGUUCCAGCUAUGCAAGCACGGCCAGUGACACGAGCAAGCACUCCAGCCCCAGAACCAGCCUGAACAGCUGCGACUGCUGCAGCAAGCCCAGCAGCAACCGGACCAGCGGCAUCAGCAUGGGCUACGACCAGAGGCACACCAGCCCCCGCUCCAGCACGGCCAGCCAGUACUCCUUCACCACCAGCCCCAGGUCCAGCUACUCGGACUCCCGGUACGGGCCCGUCGCGAACCAUGACCUGGAGGGCUCCAUCCUGUACGCGGCGCCGCUCGCGAGCCCUCGCUCCAGCAUCUGCAGCCAGGACGGGAGCGCACGACCGGGGACCGCCGCCAACUGCGUGGUCAGUCCGCGCUCCAGCAUCUCCAGCCACAGCUCCAGGAGCUCCCGCAGCUCCCGGGGCUCUAUGAGCACCUACCCGGACAUGCAGCUGCCCUCGCCCCGGACGUCCAUGCUGGGGAGCAGCCUGCACGAGGACGCCCUGCUGCAGGAGUAUGGAGACUCUAAUGGGACCCCGAACCGCAUCCUCCUGCAGGCGGUGACCGAACCCCAGCAGGCAGGAGGAACCGUAGAGAUAACCGGGUCACAGUCCUCUCUGACUUACGGGAUAUCCUCCAAAACGGUGUCGUCGGGCCAGAGGUUCAAGCUGCCUUACCAGGUGACCCCCAGCCGGGAGAAUGGGCCGAGCCAGGCGGAGAAGAGGCUGGAGGCGCUCACGCUGGAGCUGGAGAAGGAGUUAGAGAUGCGCAUGAAAAAGGAAUACUUUGGUAUCUGUGUCAAGUGUGGGAAGGGUGUGUACGGGGCCAGCCAGGCCUGCCAGGCCAUGGGGAACCUCUAUCACACCAACUGCUUCACCUGCUGCUCGUGUGGGAGAAGGCUUCGAGGGAAAGCCUUCUACAACGUCAACGGAAAGGUCUACUGUGAGGAAGACUUCCUGUACUCUGGUUUCCAGCAGACAGCAGAGAAGUGCUUCGUGUGUGGUCACCUCAUCAUGGAGAUGAUCCUCCAGGCACUUGGAAAGUCCUACCACCCCGGCUGUUUCCGCUGCGUUGUGUGUAAAGAGGGUUUAGAUGGAGUGCCUUUCACUGUGGACCUAGAAAACAACAUCUACUGUGUCAAAGACUACCACACAGUUUUUGCUCCCAAGUGUGCCUCGUGCAACCAACCCAUCCUUCCAGCACAGGGCUCUGAAGAGACUAUCAGGGUUGUCUCUAUGGACAAAGACUACCAUGUGGAGUGCUACCACUGUGAGGACUGCGGUCUCCAGCUGAACGAUGAGGAAGGACAUCGCUGCUACCCGCUGGAAGGACACCUCCUGUGCCACAGCUGCCACAUCCACCGGCUGCAGUCCAAGGCGCCGCCACACCCGCCAUCCAGCUACCCUCUGCAUGUGACGGAACUGUGAGAGAGGAGGCUGAGCUCCACCUGCCAGGUUAUCCAGAACACCAGCAGUGAGCACAAUGCGCCCCCCCCCCCCCCAGCUGGACCGUGAGGACACCAGGCCCUGCUCUCCCGGCACUUCUUCCCCCGUUUCCUGUUCUGGUGCCUGACACUGAAACCAGUAACAUCAGAGCCACCUCCUGACCUCAGGCCCACCAAACAGAGGGUUUCCGGGUUUGGACUUCUUUCUCUGUCUUUAUUCCUGCGCUCCGACUGAAGCGGAUUGCAGCGGCUGGGAAUGCUGUCGUCGCUGGCGCUCCGUUGCUGGACUGGACCAGGCCGGGCAGUGCCUUCGGAGUGGGCCCCCGUGCAGCUUCACACACUGAAGCAGACUGCUAAAGGCUAUGCAAAAGGGCCCCAGAGUCACAACACCGGCACCAACAGCUGCACCACGAGCCCAGUGGACUGACUGACCGACAUUCCACUUAGGACGUCCGAGGACCGCUCCUCGAGAGAUUCACAAGCAGUGUCUUAAUUAAUGAAUAUAUUAUAAACAGAAAUAAAACUUUAGAUGCACAUAGGUCGUCUUUUAUAUAUAAAUAUAUAUUUCGCAGAAGUUUUCCACAUAUGAGCCUCGAUGUAGAUUGUAUUUUUUAUUAUUUUUACAUAUCUGUGCUUGUUUUGGAGUCUGGAACACAGUCGGAAGCCUCAAAACUUGUUUUGGCUUCCAGGAUCUGUCGCAUCGUUUUCCUGCAAGAUGCCGAGUCUGUUCCCGUCUGUCCCCCGAGCUUUGUGGAUUCUAGCUUUAGCAUGCAGUUUGUUUUAUUUUUGGUUUCAGAGUAAAUCAGUGACUUUUAAAACACAAAGGACACAUUUUAACCUGAUUUAAAGGGAUAAACCUCAGUUUGGGGAAGUGGAUUAUUUCUGACCAGGACCUCAUUAUUUUAUAUCAAAUUCAUUAUAAAGUUUAAAUUAUUCGCUAUAAAUAAUCAUACAUGGUACAAAUAAAAGGACAAAGUCUAGUUAAAAGAAAGAAAAUGACUUAUUUAGUCAAAAACAAAUAAACAAAAAUGCAUUUGGGGGGUGGGGGGGUCAUGCAUUUGAAUUGGAAAACUUAAUUAAUUUUGAAUAUUUAAUUAGUAUUGUAGUCAAACCCAUCCGAAGCAGACGAGCGAAGGACAAAACCUUUUUUUUUUUUACUAAACUGUAAAAAAAAGAACAAAGUAAUGGAGCUAAGGAGCAGCUGCUACAAGACCAAAGUGAAUUAUGAAUACAAACUCUGGUCAUGCGCUUUUCCACAGCUGCGUGGAGGUGUACAAGGCUUUAGCAUUAGCAUGAAUCGAUCUCUUAAAUUGGAAUUGUUUUGAGACCGUUUGGUUAGAAAUAUCCUCCACUUCUCCAAACUACAACUGCUGGGACACUUCAGUUACACCUAGACGGUUCCUUUAAAGACCAAGUCACCCCCAAAUCAACAUCUUUCCUGAUAAACUAUAUAAAUGUGUGUCUAAUCGUGCUGCAGACACGUGUAGUCAAUAGUUUUGCACUUUAGUGCGUUUUAGUAAAAGUGUAAAUUUUCUGACUAAAACUGGCAGUGUUGUGCCGUUGUCAGGUAAAAACUCUGCACUGCAUUUGAAUUUAAAUCCGCCAUCGCUAUUGGCUAAGAGGUACCCUCGAACGUUAGCUGGUACCGUAUGAUGUCACAAUGUCGUUGUGAGCCUGUGUGUGUGUGAAUUUGUUAGCGGCUCCGCCCUCUCGGUCUGCUAGGCAACAGCAUUUGUUGCAUUUUUCAAACAGGAAGUGGGAGCGGAGUAAUACUCUGGUAGGGGGUGACUUGCUCUUUAAGAAACCGACGCAUGAAGAAUCUACCUGGCAGUUCAGGUGCUUAAAGAAGAAUAAAACAAACUGCAUUUAACUGAGUUCCUCACUUCCCACCAACCAAACCGAACCGGUGGUCUGCAGUGUGUGUGUGUGUGUGUGGGGGGGGGGGGGUCGUACCUGAAAUCAUGGAGCUGCUGGUCUCACCUUUGUGUAUUCAGAGAGCCCCCCCUCAUCCUUGCUGGUUUGUUUGUGUAAAUAUUCAAAAGACCUAAAUGAGACAAAAACAACACGUGAAAGGUCACUCCUGUAUGGAUCUUCUGCACGACCAGGUCUCACUGGGACGUCUUUGAACAACAGAUUUCAUCUCAGAAUCGUCCCAGACUUGUCUGAAAUCAGUUUCCCAUUUAGCACCAAUGUGAAAACAGGAUAUUAUAGAAGAAAAUGUCCUCUUUAGGGGACACGGGGUCCCAGCAUGAUGAAACCUUAGGUUUUAUGUGUCCUCUGCCUCUGAUUGGAUACUGAUGCAACUUAAAGCUGCGUGUCUAAAACAAAUUAGGACACAAAGAUAUUUAUUAAUUAUUGGUGGUUUUUAGUGUCGCCCACUAACUGAUGACUAUAAAUUUAGACCCACUGAAGACCAAUAACAUUGAAUAAACAUCAAUAAUAAAGACACUCGCUCACGUUUUACAGUUUAGUGCCAAUUUUCUCUCUGCCAACAGCCGUGGUCCAGUGACACUCUGGAUUCAUGCAGACUUAUCCAGCACAUUUUGUAAUGUGUGUGUGUGUGUGUUCGUGGCAGGGCCGUGACACACACGCACACCUGGGUGCGUUUGCAGGGCGACCAGCAGGAUUACUUCCUGUUCUGAUGCUGCAGACGCCGUUCGGUCCUGAUCUGUUCUCUGAUGCUGUAAAAAUCACCGUUCUGAGUAAAAACUACUGAAUGUGUUGAAAACAGGCCGAUGUGACAUGAAUGUAAUGUUUAGAGGAAAACGACUGCGUCUGAUACAUUCCUGUUGUCUUUGAUGUCACUUGUGCGCCGUUCUUGAAGAACGAGGCACUCUUUAAAGUCAUCUGCACGGAUCGUCGUCACCCACAACAAACCUGCUUAAGGACGACUCUUAAUUUUCUACUUUUCUAAAACUUUGCAUAACGAGGCAGUUUUUAUAAAUCUGAUUCUGUUUUCUGUCAGAAUUCACUUUGAGCAAAAGCACGUCUUCGUUAGCUCCGUCAAGCACACCUUUUGUUUUGUUUUGAUUACCUAGAUGGAUCAUUUUUUUAAAAAGGAAACUAGAUUUAUUUAUCUAAACAUGAAAAAAGUCUAAAUUUAUUUAAUGUAUUAAAAUCGGGAUGUAUCAUUUAACUGUAGAUGAUGUAGUCUACUCUUUUCAAUAAAGUGGUUUUGUAGCUAA